Penicillium psychrosexuale is the source of this 249-nucleotide messenger RNA. RefSeq lists its product as uncharacterized. NCBI's taxonomy places the organism in Eukaryota, Fungi, Ascomycota, Eurotiomycetes, Eurotiales, Aspergillaceae. The transcript has 2 exons. The record is from RefSeq and is a predicted model, not a curated record. The coding region runs from base 1 to 249 and encodes 82 amino acids.
AUGGGUGCUGUGCUCGUGGAUGUGGGUGUUGUCUUGGCCGCAAUAUUGAUCCCACGCGCCGUCUUGGAGUUGGACAUUUGUCGCGAAGAAAUAAGCAAACUUGCUAAGCACCGGAUCACGCGAGUCGCCAUAUGGGGGCUUGUCGGUGAUAGCUAUGAGAGCCCGUUUGAUAUGAUUGAUGCACCACCAAGCUACGAGCAGAUUGCGAAAGACAAGGCUUCCACAAAAAAGAAGGAUAAGACUCGCUGA